AUGGUUUCCGAGAACAUUAAGAUAUUCAUCUUCACUUUUCACCUACUGUCCUCCACCCAGGUGUCCUGGCUUAAGAGGGACGAGGAUCACAUCUUGACGGCUGGAGGGCAAGUGUAUUCCUCGGAGUCAAGAUACUCAGUGUCACAUGUACGGCAUCAGAAGCUGUGGGAACUGUCUCUAAGAGAUGUUCGCUUGACUGACGCCGGUCUUUACGAGUGUCAGCUGACAACACACCCUCCGACAUCACUAUUUUUCACUCUCAAGGUUGUUGAGGCCCGCGCCGUGAUCCAGGGCGCCCCCGAGGUGCACGUGCAGACCGGCGUGCGUCUGCGGCUCCACUGCUCCGUGGAACAGGCCACCGAACCGCCCAUCUACAUCUUCUGGUUCCACAACGGCAGCAUGAUCAACUACGCCCCCAGACGCCCCCUCAAGGUCAUGAAGCACAACUUCGGCAGUUCUCUCAUCAUCUCCAACGUGACCUGGGACGACGCCGGGUCCUACCGCUGCGAACCCCACAUGGCUGAGCCGGCGAACCUCACGCUGCACGUCGUGGCAGGAGAGAAGCACGCCGCCCUGCACAACGGCCAGAAUGACGUCACCGGCGAGGAGACUGUUCCCACCUCAGGCUCCGCCCACCUCUUCAAUGCGCCGCUGCUGAUUGGCUACUUGACAUUGAUACUUGGCAAUUACUGCUUCCAAACGCUUAUAUGUGAUCCACUUAACGAGUUCAUAGGAGUCGCCAACUUCUUAUAG
Penaeus vannamei (Pacific white shrimp) is the source of this 753-nucleotide messenger RNA. The record is from RefSeq and is a predicted model, not a curated record. NCBI's taxonomy places the organism in Eukaryota, Metazoa, Arthropoda, Malacostraca, Decapoda, Penaeidae.